ACGGCCACUCAUCAUUUGUAGAUUGAUUGAGGUCUCAAUGGACACUGGUCGCCAACCAGUACACGAGAGACGACACGUCAGACCUGGCCUCAAUCGUUCCAUUAGAACGGUCGUACGUCUCAUCAGGACAAAUGGCGGAUUCUGGGAGGGAUUUGACGCCUCCUGACGAGGACAUAAAUGCGACACAAUAAACUGUGAGCCUCCAAACUGCUCCCUCCACCUCCACAUGGACUCCACCAACACGCCAGAUUGGGAUCUACUCCACCGAGUCUGCCCUGGAUUAUUGUGGCUCAUGGUACCAUUGGUAUUGAACUGAGUACCAACCCAGAUCUGUUCAUCUCUCGCGACGGCGGCGUCACGUGGGAGCAGACGCUCGCCGGGAGCUGGGGGGUUAACCUGGCAGAUCACGGAGGGUUAAUGGUGGCCGCCAAGACAUACCACCAGAACAGUCCGUGGUCCUCAAGUACAGCUGCACGAGGGCUACAGCUGGAGGGAUUUCACCUCAGCUCCACUGAUAUCACGAUCUAUGGUGUGGUCACGGAGCCAGGCCAGCACACCACUAUCAUGAGUUUCUACGGAGGCUCGUGGGACGAUUUCAAGUGGACCGUCAUUACCGUGGAUUUUGCUAACAUCUUCCCCCGCCAGUGCGACGACCAAGACUACUAUGAUUGGAGACCUUGGGACGAGAGGACAGAGAGUCAGUGUCUUUUGGGGAGCUCCAUCACGAUCGAGAGACGAAAGCCUCAGAUCUGUUGUCUCAACGGACGAGACUACGACCGGGAGUUUGACUACCACAUCUGUGACUGUACCAGUGAGGACUACGAGUGUGAUUAUGGGUUGCUCGACCAAUGUAUGACUACUACGCUCCCUGUAUGAGAGACCAUGCCCAUGAAGAACUGCCCAUCCUGUGCCGGUGGAAAGAAUAAGCCUACAUGGACAGCACUGGAUAUCGGAAGAUAGCAGGAGACGUGUGCACCGGAGGAUGGAGAGGAGAAAUAUUCCAGCGUUUCGAGGCUCCUGCUGUGGCGAUGACACCCUCCACCUUAUCCCUCCCUCCCCCCAAUCAACCUGCUGCAGGUCAAACUGUGAGUGAGAA
Messenger RNA from Geodia barretti, 1096 nucleotides. Lineage: Eukaryota; Metazoa; Porifera; Demospongiae; Tetractinellida; Geodiidae. The record is from the annotation of a GenBank genome assembly.